This is a messenger RNA of Protopolystoma xenopodis, 288 nucleotides long. The record is from the annotation of a GenBank genome assembly. NCBI's taxonomy places the organism in Eukaryota, Metazoa, Platyhelminthes, Monogenea, Polystomatidea, Polystomatidae.
AUGCCACCAAGUUCCUUCCGUCUAUCAUUUAUAAAGGUGCUCCAUUUGGAGAACUCUAAUGAUUCUUAUGCUCUCGUUGUCGGCUCUGAAGUAACUGACUGGAGUGAGCUGCGGCGUAACACCUCAUAUCAAGGCGAAUAUUGGGAUCGCCAUCCAAUAAUAGAAUGGUUCUGGGACGUUUUCUUCAAUGACUGUAAUUUGGAGGACAAAAAGAAAUUCCUUCGGUUUCUCACAGGCUGUGAUCGAGUGCCUAUUGUUGGCUUGAAACAUUUGAAGACAGGCUAUUGA